This is a messenger RNA of Stegodyphus dumicola, 977 nucleotides long. It is a transcript of the gene Dhc1, whose product is annotated as dynein axonemal heavy chain 1. Gene Ontology annotation, biological process: microtubule-based movement. NCBI's taxonomy places the organism in Eukaryota, Metazoa, Arthropoda, Arachnida, Araneae, Eresidae. Gene Ontology annotation, cellular component: axonemal dynein complex. The record is from RefSeq and is a predicted model, not a curated record. Gene Ontology annotation, molecular function: minus-end-directed microtubule motor activity; dynein light intermediate chain binding; ATP binding.
UAAUGGGGCAUAGAUUUGUAAUAAAAGUGUCGUCAAUAAUGAUGAUGCAUCAUUUUAGCUAUGCUAUUCACAUCCUGCUUUUGAUACGUCGGGCUCUACAAGAAAUGGGGCCAUUAGAACCCAUGAAUAUCUUUCUUCGUUUAGAAAUGGACAGAAUGAACAAAGUUAUCACUACCGUUCGCAAUGACCUUCUUGAUCUACAGCUAGCCAUCGAUGGAACUAUUAUCAUGAAUGAUUCUUUGAGGGAUGCCUUAGAAGCCAUCUACCAAGCCAGAGUGCCAGAACUGUGGGCUAAGGUAUCGUGGGAAUCGAGUACGUUAGGCUUCUGGUUUACUGAACUCCUGGAAAGAGACCAACAGUUCCGAAAAUGGUGCUUCAAGGCCAAACCAACGAGUUUCUGGAUAUCUGGAUUGUUCAAUCCUACUGGAUUUUUAACCGCCAUGAGACAGGAGGUCACGAGAGCACAUCAUGGUUGGGCAUUGGACUCUGUGUCUCAAAGAAAUAAAGUCACGUCUUUCCUAAAUCCAUCGGAAGUCACCGAACCUCCUACAGAGGGUGUUUACAUUUAUGGUUUGCACCUGGAAGGAGCUUCGUGGGAUCUGAAAAAUGGUUGUUUGAAGGAAUCUGUACCAAAGAUUCUGUUCGAGCCAAUGCCGCUAUUGCAUAUUUACGCAAUCAACAGCACUUCUGGAAAGAGUCCGGAUGUAUACGAAUGUCCAGUAUACAAGAAACCAAAACGAACAGACCUAACGUACGUGACGUCCAUUGACUUGAAGUGCCAUCGCAAUCCUAACCAUUGGAUAUUACGAGGUGUUGCAUUAUUAUCGGAUAUCAAAUAAAGCGCAGAUAAACUGGGAAAUAAGUUUGUACCGUAGAGGAGAAAACAAAUACACAGCGUUAAAUUUUAUUUUAAUGCUAGCAACCUACAGUUUAACUAGGAUGUUCAACUCUAUAUAAAAUAUUCACACAAAAGUACG